Talaromyces marneffei is the source of this 1695-nucleotide messenger RNA. RefSeq lists its product as uncharacterized. NCBI's taxonomy places the organism in Eukaryota, Fungi, Ascomycota, Eurotiomycetes, Eurotiales, Trichocomaceae. Gene Ontology annotation, molecular function: ATP binding; histidine-tRNA ligase activity. Gene Ontology annotation, cellular component: mitochondrion. The record is from RefSeq and is a predicted model, not a curated record. Bases 1 to 1695 code for a protein of 564 amino acids. The transcript has 2 exons. Gene Ontology annotation, biological process: histidyl-tRNA aminoacylation; mitochondrial translation.
AUGGUCGAACGCCGUCGUUUUCUCUCAUACAAUAACUCACCACAUUCACUUGCAGACGACAUGGCCAAGGACAAGGAGAGCAAGGUUACAUUCAACCUCAAAACCCCCAAGGGAACGAGGGAUUGGUCAGGUGCAGACACCCUCAUUCGCGAUCGUAUCUUUUCUACCAUCACCAAUGUCUUUCGACGUCACGGCGGAACCGCCCUCGAUACCCCCGUCUUCGAGCUCCGAGAGAUUCUAGCUGGCAAAUAUGGCGAGGACUCCAAACUCAUCUACGACCUGCAAGACCAAGGUGGCGAGAUUUGUUCGUUGCGAUACGAUUUGACCGUCCCCUUCGCACGAUGGCUGGCCAUGAACCCCGAUAUCCGCAGUAUUAAGCGCUAUCACAUUGCAAAGGUCUACCGACGUGAUCAACCGGCCGUUGCAAAGGGUCGUAUGCGCGAGUUUUAUCAAUGCGACUUUGAUAUUGCUGGUGCCAACUUUGAUCCUAUGGUGCCUGAUGCAGAGGUUCUGAAGGUUAUCAAUGAGGUUUUUGAGGAUCUUGGUUGGCAAGGGAAGUUUACGAUUAAGAUCAACCACCGAAAGGUUUUGGAUGGUAUGUUUGAAGUUUGCGGUGUUCCCCAAGACAAGAUUCGACCGAUUUCCAGUGCCGUUGAUAAGCUCGAUAAAGCGCCUUGGGCCGAUGUCCGGAAAGAGAUGGUUGAAGAAAAGGGUCUCGAUGCGGCCGUUGCGGAUAAGAUUGAGAAAUAUGUCAGCAAGAAGGGACGCAAGGAUUUAUACGCAGAAUUAUUAAAAGAUGAGGAAUUGAUGGCCAACGCGGCUGCCAAGCAAGGUAUUGAGGAAAUGGGACUUUUGAUGGAUUAUCUCGAAGCCUUCGGCGUACUUGAUACCAUUUCUUUCGAUCUCAGUCUGGCCCGUGGUUUGGAUUAUUAUACUGGAGUCAUUUAUGAAGUCGUCACAGAAGGCUCGGCACCGACAGCAGCAACAUCGGCACCAGAAGCCAAGAAUCUACAGCGAUCAGCGAAGAAGUCCAAGGCUCCGAAGGGUGAAGAUGAUGACCGGUCGAACGAUCCAACUAUUGGCGUGGGUAGUAUUGCGGCUGGUGGACGAUAUGACAACCUCGUGGGCAUGUUCUCUCCAAAGGCGCAGAUUCCAUGUGUUGGCAUUUCAUUUGGAGUUGAUCGUAUAUUCUCUGUUACGAAAGCUCGCAUGGAGAGAGAAAAGGCUAGUGAGGUCCGCAACAACGAAGUUGAUGUGUACGUGAUGGCUUUUGGAGGAAAGGGAUUCACCGGUAUGCUCAAGGAGCGUAUGGAAAUCUGCAAGACCUUGUGGGCUGCAGGCGUAAAGGCUGAAUUCUCAUAUAAACUCAAACCUAAACUCCCACAACAAUUCAAAGCUGCCGAGACGUCAGGAAUCCCCUUUGGCGUGAUUCUCGGUGAAGACGAAUUGGCCGCCGGUCAAGUCAAGAUCAAAGAAAUGGGUCUUCCCGAGGGUCACCCCGAAAAAGAAGGCGUAUUAGUCGAUAUCAAGAACCUAGUUUCCGAGAUCAAACUACGAAUAGAUAAGAAGAAUCAAGGAGUUGAGACGAGCACCGUGAUCGCCACCGACGCCGUGGAAUCUACAACUGCAGCAGCCGCAAACUUGACUGUGAGCGAUAACGCCGCCGCUCAAAAGACGGAAGACGCAGGUGUUUGA